CAUCAGCCAAUGGCGUUCCUCCAAUUAUUUGAAUAUUGGGCAUGACUUGCGUGGUGAUUGGCCGGGGAGGGAGGUCACGUGUUCCAGAGACGUUACGCUGUCAUGGUUACAAUGAAAGACGCUUUGUGUUCUCCGCCCGAUGCCAUGUGGACUCGCUGAAUCGCCGCACUGAUUUACCACACAAAACGGGAGGUUAAAGUGAAAAUGUAAACUUUCCGACGUGCAGCAGCUUCCACGUGACUCCGUGGCAGCGUUCUUGGAUCUUUUCACUUCCGGAAAAAAGGAUGACAACAACACAAUAGUGUUGGCGACCUGCAAGUGCUUUAGUUCCCCACGCGCUGGAUCUCACAGCCCCCUCAAAAAAAAAACCCCAUGAGGAUACAGGGACAGCCCGAGGGCGCGAGGAGGCGUCUGGAUUUAAACUCUGCCGCUGAGCUGAGGGGCGUGGAGGUCAUCCGGGGUCGUGCCGGAUAUGGCUUCACCAUCUCGGGUCAAAGGCCUUGCCUGUUGAGCGGCAUCAUGGAGGGAAGCCCCGCCGACCUGGUGGGUCUCAAACAGGGGGACCACAUCAUGGCCAUCGGCGGAAGCGACGUGUCUACCGCUUUGCACGAGACCGUGGUGCAGUUGAUCGGCAGCUGCGAGGGACCCCUGCAGCUGGUGGUGCAGGGCGCGAGCCGCAUCAUGGCCAACCCCAUUCUUAACGACGCAAAAUUCGGGACCGGCCCCAAAAGUGGCGUUUUCCAAAAGCCCGCCGUUCUACGCGCUAUCUCGCACGAUUCUAGCAACUCCUCCUUCAAUUCCAGUCACUCUGGAAUCGCCAAACCGAGGCCGGUGUCCGAGCCUGACAUGUCGCAAUGGCCCCAGUGGGGCGGACGCCAGACGAACCCUUUUGCAGAGCAGCGGAAGAAGCAAUCGUCCGGGGACACGGACCCCGUGUUCACGGACCAGGCGAAUCCAGACUGGAGCACGCUGAACAUGACCCUGGUUGUGGGAUACCUGAGCUCCACGGAGCUGAUUUUGAACCCCACGGAGUCCGAGGAGAGCUGCCUUAAAGCCAUCCGGGAGCGAAUACGGCUUUUGGGAACCGAGCAGAGCACCCAUACUCUGGUGAUGAUGAAGGUCAUGUUCGACUGCGUCCGCCUCUGCGACGACGCGGGGGCCGUUUUGGCCGCGCUGCCUGCCGAGAACCUGGUCCUGGGGGCCGUGUGCGCGGAGGACCCGCGCUUUUUCUGCCUGGUGACCACGGCGCACGUGGUCGACGGUCGCAUCCCCGAGGACGGACCUCUGCGGGCCUCCUGCCACGUCUUCUUCAUCGACCCCGAGCUGGGAAACCACGAGGACCACAUCGGCAUCGCCGGGCGCUUCGGCUUCGACUGCACUCCCGAUCCCGACGCCUUGGGCUGCCUGGAAUUCCCUCUGUCUCCCCAGGACGUGCUGCACUUCGUCACGGUGCUGUACAGCGACAUGGGCGAGGCCGUGGAGAGGCUGCGGGUCAAGCUGGACGCGGAGACCGAGCUGCAGGCCAAGGAGAUGGGCGACGCGGGCAAACAGGGCAGCGCCAGCAGCAACGGGGACAGCGGGAUUGGAAACGCGUCCCCCCCUGGGGAGAGAGCGGACAGGGAUUUCCCCUCCGCCGUCCGAGAGCACCCGGGGGCCCACCUCCCCAGCUGCCCGUGGGAUUAUCCCCGGGCCGAAGACCUCCCCCCAAUAAAACUCUCAAAGAGCGGGCAGAAACUGCACAGCGGCAACAGCGGCGGCACACAUUCCCUCUCAGAGUCGCUGCCGGGCCCCGACUCCCUUCAUAAGUUUUACGGCGGUCCUCCGCCCAGGCUCGAGUUUCAGUUCAAGCCCCCACCGCCUCCCCUGCCUCUAAAUAAAAAGGCAAACGUGUUGGGCGACCCUCUCAGAGGUAGCCAAAGGUGGUUCUCAAAGCCCAAGUGGUCCAAAGCCCUAAGCGUUGACCCUGAGCCUCCGCCGAGCGACGAGUGGCCCACCAGCAUCGGCCCCGGGACCGGGACCGGCACCGCUAACCCGCCCCCCCCCAUGAGCAACAUCCCCUCGAACCGGUACCCUUCUGCAGAGGUCAUGAUGCUCCCUCCCAGACAGGAGUGGACCAAAAGGUUUCUGGAACAGAGAGAGAAACAGCGGAAAGAUGACGUUGCCAAAAAUGGCUCCAGGUUUUGGGGCAUGGGAGUCACCCGGGCCUCCAAACGCCGGGCUUCCAAGCGGAUGAGCUUGGCGAGGUCUCUGGAUGACCUUGAGGUAGGAAACGCGUUGCAUUUCUUUUUAUUUGAAUUAUCUUCUGCACCCCCCACCCCCCACCGAUUUUAUUUGCAUCAUAGCGUUCACAUGUAAGUUUUUUUGCGUAUGUCUUUUUU
Messenger RNA from Gasterosteus aculeatus aculeatus (three-spined stickleback), 2378 nucleotides. The record is from RefSeq and is a predicted model, not a curated record. Lineage: Eukaryota; Metazoa; Chordata; Actinopteri; Perciformes; Gasterosteidae.